Messenger RNA from Sitophilus oryzae (rice weevil), 2126 nucleotides. RefSeq names its product cleft lip and palate transmembrane protein 1 homolog. Gene Ontology annotation, cellular component: membrane; endomembrane system. The record is from RefSeq and is a predicted model, not a curated record. The transcript is spliced from 3 exons. NCBI's taxonomy places the organism in Eukaryota, Metazoa, Arthropoda, Insecta, Coleoptera, Curculionidae. Bases 158 to 1963 code for a protein of 601 amino acids.
GUUUGACAUUUGACAAUAGGUGUAAUGUCAAAUGUUAAGUGUCACAUCAUGUCACAUGGUGUAGUGUCAAAAUCAAAUAGGAAUUAAGUGUCAUGGCAUAGCACAAAAAUAAAAUUUGUUGAUAAUUCAUACUGAAUUCUUUUUAAAAAAUCUAAAAAUGAGCCAAACGAUUAAAGAAACUCCGUCAGGAUCCAACAAUGAAGUGGCUAAUGUUGCUCAAAAUGCUGCUGAUUCUACGUCCACCGCGCCUGAUGGACAAGCGGCAGCUCAGAGGCAACCUACAAAAAUGGAAUCGUUUUUGUCAUUAGCUAAAUCACUAAUAAUACGCGCAUUAAUUAUUUAUUUUAUAUCGUCAUUCUUCAGAGGACCAAAACCACAGACUGCAAAUAAUACUCAAGGGCCUGCGAUUCAAGCAAGGAACAUUUUUUCAGAUGGCACUCCUUUAACAUUAUAUGUGUACUUGUCUGAAUCAGAGACUCUUAAAAACUACAGUUAUUCAAAUUUAUUCUGGGUUAAAGAAAAUAUAAUUUAUGGAGAUUGGACUGCAGGCAAUAAUAAAGAUGGAAUAUUUGAAAUAGAGAAAGAUAUUCCAAUUACUGAGGGUAUGGCAAAUAAUGGUUCCCUAUAUAUACAUGGCUUUGUUACUAAACUAGGAUAUAGCCCAGAUCCUACAGCAAAGAAUUUUGAUAGGGAUCAUACUACAUCUAUGACUAAACAACUUAACAGAUUCAAAAAAUUAAAGGCCAGUAAAACGAAGAACCUUCUUACUGGAGAAACUGAGCAGGCCCAAGUGGAAGAUGGAAAAAUUAUUUCCCAUUGGCACCCAAAUUUCACAAUCAAUCUGGUUACUGAUCAAACGCUCUGGACGUACGGGGCACUUCCAGUCCCGCUUGAUCAGUUCGUCAAAUUUACAGAUGAUUUACAAAAUUAUAAGCCGAUUUUAUAUCCCAAUGAUUAUUGGAAUAUGGCUAGAGACUAUAAACCACUAAAUGAGACUUAUUCAUUGAAACUAACGUUUCAGCCCUUGAGUUUGUUUAAAUGGCAGUUGUAUGCUGCUCAGGCAAUGAAAAAUAGUAUGUUUAACAUGUUUAGUGAUAAUGAACAACAACAAACGGAUGAAGAGCAAGAUUCCAUAAAGGAAACAUUGAUGGAUACUAAUCCUUAUUUAUUAGGAAUUACUGUAGCUGUUUCAUUAUUACACUCUAUAUUUGAGCUGCUUGCAUUUAAAAACGAUAUUCAGUUCUGGAACAAUAGAAACUCUCUAGAAGGCUUAUCAGUACGAUCAGUGUUUUUCAGUGUCUUUCAGAGCUUAGUAGUUUUGUUAUAUGUUUUAGAUAAUGAUACCAAUCUGCUUAUUAAAGUAUCUUGUUUUGUUGGUUUGGGCAUUGAACUCUGGAAGAUCUGGAAAGUUGUUGAUAUUCGAUUUGAAAAUGGUAGAUUGAUUUUUAAAGAUAAGGGGUCUUAUAUUGAAUCUAGCACAAAAGUGUAUGACGAACUUGCCUUCAAGUACCUAUCUUGGUUGUGUUUUCCGCUAUUAGCAGGUUACUGCGUUUAUGCAUUAUUAUAUCUUGAGCAUAAAGGUUGGUAUUCAUUUGUGCUUGAUUUAUUAUAUGGAUAUCUUUUAACAUUUGGAUUUAUUAUGAUGACACCUCAGUUGUUUAUAAAUUAUAAAUUAAAGUCUGUAGCACAUCUGCCUUGGAGAAUGUUAACUUAUAAAUUUUUAAAUACAUUUAUUGAUGACAUGUUUGCAUUUGUCAUCAAAAUGCCUACAAUGUAUAGGAUAGGCUGUUUUAGAGAUGAUAUUGUUUUUCUAGUAUUUUUAUACCAAAAGUACAUUUAUCCAGUUGAUAAGACUAGAAGAAAUGAAUUUGGAUACUCUGCCGAACAAGAAGAGCAAAAAGCCAUUGCAAAUGGUGAAGUAAAUGAAGUUCAACCAGUGGCAGAGUCUAAAAAGGAUCAGUAAAUAUAUUUUGUUUUGUGAUUACUAAAGACAUUAGGCAUUUGUUAGUUCCUGAAAGGGCAACAUAUUUAGAUGUUAUAAAUUAUUUUUUCGACAGUAAUAUCUGUGGUUAUUUUAUUUGUACAAUUAUGUAAAGUGAAUAAUAAAUUCUUCUAACUAUACUAAA